UUAGAUCACAUGUUUGUAAUAUUUGAUGAGAUAAACGAGUUCUUGGAAGGAAAAAAAGUUAUGCACAAAAACAUAUCUGAUGUUUGAAUAUGAAGAAUCCAU
Nezara viridula (southern green stink bug) is the source of this 102-nucleotide messenger RNA. The record is from the annotation of a GenBank genome assembly. Lineage: Eukaryota; Metazoa; Arthropoda; Insecta; Hemiptera; Pentatomidae.